UUGAAUGUUGCUCAAAAUAUGAAUAGAGUACACGCGGUUGUAUUAUUCUUAUCAUCAUUUAGUACGAUAAUAUGUGCGACCGAAUGCAUCAAUAAUGGGGAGAAUGAGAGAGUGGUAAGAGGAAUUGCUGGCGUUAAGAGGUAUUUGGUAUUUCCACAGGGUAGUAAUGUCCAAUUGGUUUAUUGUUUGACUGUCGGCACUUACGCGAAGCCCAAGGGCUUCUUUACGAUGGGAAUCACCGCUGGUCUGGCUUACGAACUACCACAUACGAAUACAGUUCCUCAUAGAAGGCCAGCGGAAGUCUACCAUCGAAGAAGCAGACGCCAGUUGUACAAAAAACUGGAGCUGAUGUUGAAUACACGUGGUAAGGACGGAAGAGCCUGUGUAUUGAAAGCACUGUGUCUAUCCGGACAGCGUAACAACACUCAAGUUGGCAAAGCUAGUUUCAUGGAAGAGAUGUUGCAUUCUGUGUUCACCAAUCGGACAGUUAUCAGAGAUUUAAAGGAGUCUGAGAGGAUGUUGAGUCGAUCGAGGAGAUAUCUCUCUUUUCCCAAGAGUAGUUCGUUUGUUGUUACCCUAACAGGAUUGAAAUCAAUCCAAUUGAGGGAACCAACAAAUUGGAACCUUGAUCUCGAGUUCGACAUGAUCUGGCCGAUUCCAAGCGAGACUGUAAAAAAAAAAUUCAACAGACCGAUGAAAAAAUAUACUCGCCUACACCGUCACAAAAGGGAUCUCUACUCCAAUAUUGAACUAUCACUGAAUAGACUGGGCUUACCGGGGAGGGAGUGCAUGUUGAGGACAAUCUGUGAAGCCAGAGGAUUCCUCCACCCACCUGGUGUCUCGUUCGUUGAUGAUUUACUGCGAGUAAUUUUGAGAGUUUUUGGUGACUUCAGGAUCAUUCCGGGGGGAUUGGAAGUUAUGGAGUGGAACCACUGGGGAUUGACACUGUGUAUUUUAUUUAGUGCGCUGGCUACUGUGUCUCUAUCGGAUAAUGAGGGGAAGAAGUUGUCGAGGAGGAGACGCUAUGUCGUUUUUCCGGAAGGUUCGAGCUUUUCCAUAGCCCUUUGUAUGACUAUCCACACACUGACCCCCGAUAAUAUUUUCACGGAGGGUCUCAAUUGGGGUAUCUCCUAUGACUUACCCAAUGAGAGUAAACCAGCACUCGAGCCAUUUCUUCAAUUACGUAAGGACCGGCCAAUUCUCUCUAAGUACCACUACAAACUAAACAAGGACCAUAUCAGAAAUGAGAAUUCACUCAAGUACAACCAUUGGCACAAGAACACUGAUAAUCGAUUCCACAAUCUCGAUGACCGUAAAAAGUAUUACUAUCGGAAAUCGGAUUACGACUACAUUAAACGGAGGCAUCGGAGGGAGCUCUAUAACAAGUUGGAAGUGAUCAUGGACGCGAUGGGCUUUCAAGGACGAGCAUGUAUUCAGCGUGCGCUCUGUGAAGCUUCGCAGCGUCUGAUGGGAAAAGGAAACAGUCUCAUCGAGGAAAUGAUGAGGAUAACUUUCUCGUUACCAUUGAAGAGGGUGUUGCUGUCCCACGAGCCAGUCGAACAUCACAUAUACACAGAGGCUCAUCGUGCUGGCCACAAGGGCACCGGGUGCGAUACCGUGUUCUCGGGAUGUCCCUUCUCACUCAUAGACAUGGCCCUUGGGAAGUACAGCGGUGAGACUGGAUCUCAGCCUGACCUGUCCGAACCAGUGGAGGAUAUCUCUGGGAAUUCGGUGAUGAGAUAUGUUAUGAAGUGAAGUACAAGUUUAUUUACAUCAGUGUCACUAUAUUAAUCACUACGUUAAGUUAUGAUUGAGCAGUUGCUCAAGUUGAUAAAUUAUUUUUCAAAGGGAGCUAUACUGGGAAAUUUGCUGAUCAGAGUAUAAAGUUGUUAGCGAUUUAAUAUUUGAUGAAUGCUGUUCCUUUUCAUUGUAACAGACAUUGAAAUUGUCUGUUAAUGAUGCAUGUGAAAAUGGCUAUGCAGUUGUUCAUGAUGAGAGGCUCUAAUCCUACUCCACCAAUUUUUCAUAAACAAAAUUGUAGAAGAGUGAACCGAUAUCGAUUCAACGUUUGCUGGCUACGCCCUAGUUUACUCGAAUGGUGGGGUAUCUUUCACAUUCUCAUUCUCUCCUUUUACCACCGGUUCAUCCCCUUUCUGGAUCUUCAAUUUCCAACAACACGUAACCCACUCACGAUAGUAUCUAUAUCCUGCGGUUGACCAAAAAAUUUCCCAUAAAAUCGUGAAAGUGUCCAAUGAAUUUUCUGGUAUAUUGUCGGGCAAGCCAGUUCUCUGCCUCUGUGGUCUACCCUUUUUUGGUGGUUCUAUUCGUACCACCAAAUGAGUAACCCCCAUUGGAAUUGGUUGCGAUUAACGAUCACCAGGGUGGCAAUUCAACAGAAUGGUUCCGAUGGACUCGAUGGGGCGGGGUGAUUGUGAUUGUUCACCAGCUUUUGGGGAAAGUAAAUGCGUGUGCAUGAAUUAAUUAGUGGCUCACCUAGAUUUUUCGUCACCGGAAAAAGUUCAAGUUAUCGAUGGAUCCCAUUCGCCGACAUCAUCAAACUACCCAGAUAUUCUCGGUAGGAAAAUGAGCAGUAAUUAUAUGACUGAGGAAUAUCCUUGAUAUAUUUUGACAUGAAUAAUUCGUUUGAUUUACAAAAAAUAUCUAGAGUAAGUUAUUCACUGUCAACGUUAACGGACAAAUAUUAUUUGCUCUCCUCUGAUAAAUUGGAGUAUUGAUUUGUCUCCCUGUCUAUUGAUAUUUUAAAUAUUGAACUUCUCCUGCUUUGCACUAUUCCACCAAGUUUCAGAGGACAGGAAUUUCAGACUGCUGUUUCCAACGAGUACCAAGAAACGCGAACAAAUUGGAGAGCAGAAGAAAACUCUCAAGAAACGGGGGAAUAGAGAGAUCGUUGCCGAGUGCAACUUUCAAAAAUUAUAUAUCCAGAGACUUUGGGAGUAUUGAUUCUCGUACUCUAUUGGGUCUUUUAAAGCUCGGUUACCAACGUGGUGAGUAUUCUUUAACAAAUUUCCGUGCUACCGUAAGGACCUCGAAAAGUCUCAUCGAAUUGAUGGAUUGUUCCCUCGGAAAGCUCAAUCAUCUUCGCCCAGCUGAAUGAACGUAUCACGUAUUCACGAACUGCAGCUUGAAUGGCUCGACAUUAUUGAUGGAUAAUUCAAGAUCGAGACACGUGAUCUCAGCGGUUCUGGUCCUUUCUGUUCCAUCAUUUUUACUGAAUUGACAUGGCUCUCGUAAACAUGUCGUAAGGAUGCAGUUGAAGAUUACUUAAAGAUGGAAUAGGCUGACAAAGGUGAACGCCAGGAGACGACAAAUUUAUGGCUCCGUUUCACAAGUCAUAUUCUCAGAUUUCACGGAAUCCUGUGCAUAGAGAACGAGAUACGUCUAUAUUUCAAAGUACCUCGGGAAUGGGUUAGGCAAUAAUACGAGGCAAAGACGAGCGUGAGACGACUUCAGGUGAAAAUGAGACUCUUGAUGUAGAUGGGCGGGGAGCAAAACGAAGGGAUUGUUGAAAACUUGAGAAUGGGAUUUAUGAGGUACGUGAGAACAUCAUCACAUUGGGUCCUGCUUUUUGAUUUUAUUCUCACGGGUGAUGAGGUGUACUGGAUGGAAGCGAUUUUCGGCCACGUAUCGACUGGCUGGAAAAUUGAUCCUGGCAAAUGGAAAAUUCAAUAUUUUAUAAUAAUUGUUGUAUUGAAAAUAUUGCAUUUAGGAUAAAAUUACUAUUGGAAAAUAAAAGCAGGAAAUAUUGGCAAAGUAUUACAACGCUCUAAAAUUUUGCUUUUCCAUCGAAAAAUUAGAGCGGAUUUUGUGAGUGGUAGAAGCUCCACUGUUUCGCCGAUGGUAAAAUCAUAUAAAUUCCCCCAUGAGUUUUAAUCCAUUUGUUUUCACUCAUUUAUUUUUUUGCACUCCAACACAAGUUGUGCCUU
Diachasmimorpha longicaudata is the source of this 3944-nucleotide messenger RNA. RefSeq lists its product as uncharacterized. The coding region runs from base 19 to 1755 and encodes 578 amino acids. NCBI's taxonomy places the organism in Eukaryota, Metazoa, Arthropoda, Insecta, Hymenoptera, Braconidae. The record is from RefSeq and is a predicted model, not a curated record. The transcript has 10 exons.